Meloidogyne enterolobii is the source of this 3438-nucleotide messenger RNA. NCBI's taxonomy places the organism in Eukaryota, Metazoa, Nematoda, Chromadorea, Rhabditida, Meloidogynidae. The record is from the annotation of a GenBank genome assembly.
AUGAUUAGUAAUAAUAAUUCAACAGAACCAACACCUUCCUCUUCUUCAAGUCAGCAUAUUUCAUUUAAAGAUUUAUGUAAAAGUUUAAUAAAAGAAGAAACAAAUUUUGAGGAAGGUAGUGAUAACAAUAAUAAUGGAUAUUUAAUGGAUAGAGAAGGCUCUCCAAAUUCAAAACUACAAAUAAACGACAAUGAACAACCACAACAACUAUUUUCUCAACAUCUUCCCCAAUUCCCAAUAUCCCUAUCAUCAACUAACCCUUCAGCAGCAGCACUUUUCCCUUUGUCUGCAGCAAGUUUAUUUAGUUUAUUAGAAAAUGGAUUUGAAAGAACGCCAAACGGGGAGGAAGAAAACACAACGCCAAUUGAAAAUUUAAGUAAUUCUUCCUUUGAAGUUAGAGAAAGAAAUGAAUCAGAAUUUGUUUUUAACAACAAUGAAAGUAUUGAAACUGUUGUUAACAACAACUUUUCUUCCAAUAAUAACAGCAACAUUAUUAGCAUAGCUAAUAAUGAAGAUAAUAAUAACCCUUCUCCAAAUAUUUUUGGUAUUCCCCAAAAUUCUUUUAAUGGAGCGACCCCAAUUGAUCAAAUUUUACAAAUUUCUAGACAACUUUUUGGUGAAAAUAUUGCUAAACAACAACAAUUAAAUAAUAAUUCUAAUACUAUUAUGGGAAGGAAAGGGGGAAAUAAUGGGACUAGUAAUGGAAGACAAGAGGAAAACAACACAAAUACAAUGACAGCUUCAGACAGGAAAAGGACAUACCCUUAUACAUUCCAGUUUUGUGUGCUUUGUCAAAAGAAUGUGCACAGCAGUAAAUUGCCUUGCCAUAUUCGUCAAUGCCACGUGGGUAAACCGAUGUUUCAAUGUCCAGUUUGUGACUUUACUUCAACUUAUUCUAAAAACAACGUCAAAAGCCAUAUGGUCUCUUUACAUGGAAUGGCUGGCGACCCAAUCAGUUUUAUGGACGCAUAUGCUGGUCAAGUUGAUGAUUUUAUGAAAAAAUGCUUUCCGAAUGUUCGGGGCCGUGGCCGUCCAGUCCAUGGACGUUUUGGCAGUGCCAGUAAUAUUAGCGAGCAACCAGCACCUUCAAAAACCUGUCAAAAGAAGCAACAAGCUUUUAAACAAAAUAUUUUGGGAAGUCCAGGGGGAGAUACUGUAGUCUCCUCUGAGGAUGCUGCCAGCAUUAGAGAUGGUGGUGGUGGAGGAAUUGUUUCUUCUCCGACAAAUACAAAUGAAUUUUGGGCGUUAAAUGAUGUGAAUUGUCAAAAUUUGGAUUCUUCUCCCCCUCCAAAUAACAACAGCAAAAAUAUUAUUUCCCGUCGUCGUCAAAUGUCUAAUUCUGCUUUGGUUACUUCCACACAAUCUAAUAAUAAUAAUAAUAUUCAACAAAAACAACAUCAACAUAAUUAUCGUAACCGUGUUGGUUCAAAUGGGCAAAGUAAUAACACCAACAACAAUCCAAAUUCUUAUUCUUCAACGUCUCGUUUAUUUAAUCGCCACAAUAAACGCCGUUGUACUUCUCCUUCAAACCAAAAAACAACAAUUUUAGUUGAACAACAACCAGCCGUUCCAACAAAUUUAUUUAGUAAUUCUUCAACGCCUUUAUUUGGAAAUAAUGGAGGGGGAAUUGGAAUUGCUGGAGGAAAUGGUGGAGAGGGAGGAGGUGGAGGAAUUAAUCUUGGUGGAAAUUUAAAUAUUAAUAGCAAUGAAUUAAUGGGAGCUGUUUUGGAGAAAAUUACUUCAACGAAUAAUGGAUUUGGAUUCAAUCCCUUUAUUUAUUUGCAACAAUUAAAUGGAUUCUUCCCAGCAUUUCAAAAUAAUGCAACUCCAAAUAUUGCUUCGUCUAAUGUGCAGCAUGCUAUUAGAAAUGCAAAUGAAAAUAAUUGUGCUAAUUUUAAGCAGAAAGAUUCGAAUCGAGAAUCUUUUUCUCCAUCUUCUAUUGGAAUUAAUACUUCUGAAGGACCUCAAACAAUGCUUUUGAAAGAAUGCCUUUCAAUUAGCCAAAAAUUUUUGAAAGAAAUUAAUGACGGAGAAAUGAUGACAAAUUCGGCUAAAAAUAAUUUAAAUAAAAAUGGACAUCAAAAUAAUAAAAAGAAGAAAAUUGGAGAGGAAGGAGGGCACAUUUAUGAAAAUUACAAUAAUUUGGGAAAUAACAUUGCUGAUAAUCCAAAUUGCCAUUCUUCAUCAUCAACAACAGCUUCUCCAUUACCUACAACAAAUUUUCACCAUUUAAAUACUCUCAACAACAAUUUUGACAUUCAUUCAGAAGAACCUCUUUAUUUUCCUCAAAGUCCGGCUUUGUGUAAAAUUUUGGAAGGUCCAGGAUUGGAAAAAACUGUUUUCAAUACUUUUACUUCUUCUAAUGAACUUAUUGAGAAAUUUGACCUUUCAAUUUUUGAAAAUCUUCUCGAAAAACAAUCUAUCGCUUCUGGUUCUUUAUUAACUCCAGAACAGAAAAAUCAGGUCUCUAAUGUUCGUGCUCAACUUGGAUUACAAUCUUUUGAAGUUAUGUUUGCUGUUCAUAGACUUGAUUCAAAUAUUCUCAAACCUGCCCAAGUCCAUUUAGUUGAAUGUAUUGCUCCAACUAAGGCUGAUAUUCGUCGUUUUGCUUUAUUUGAACAACAACAUUCUAAUAAUAAUAAUUCUGGAAAUAUUUUGUUUGAUAAAGAUGAACAAUUUGUUAUUGAGUUAUCCAAAAUUGAACGUUUACGUGAGAAACUUGCUGUAAUGGCUUUUGUUGGUGAAUUUAAUGAACGAUUGGCACAAUUAAAUAAACAAAUUCAAUGUCUUUCUUCAGCAGCUACUUUACUUUAUAAUUCACCUCAUUUCCACAUGCUUUUACAUUUAUUAUUAAUUGCAAUUAAUUUAUUAAGUGGUGAUUUUACUAUUAAAUUAAUUAAAGCAUUUCGUCCAUCUAAAUUGCAAUCAAUUUGUUCUUUUAAUUUUCCAAAUGGAUUUUCGUUAUUACAAAUUCUUGCAAAAAUUGUUGAAAAAUAUUAUCCUGAAUUGGCUAAUUUUGUUUGCAACGAAAAGAGUUUGGUUAUUGGAGAGGCUGCUAAAGUCAAUUUUGCUUGUAUUUCCAAAGAAUUACAUUCGUUAGAACGUGGACAAUCACUUGUUGAAGAAGAAUUAAUUUAUCUUACAGAAGAAACAGCUACUAAUAAUGGGUGUGGAAAAAGUCAACAGCAACAACAACUAGCUGCUUUUUCUGCUCAUUUAACCACAGAAAUUGUUCAUUUAAAAGAGUCUAUGCAAAGCUUAAAGAGUCAAUUAAUUAAUACAUUAAACUUUUUUGGCGAAAUUGAAGAGGAACAAGAUUAUGAAGACAAUAAUAAUUAUUCUAAUAAUAAUUUCCAAAAAUUAUUCCAUCCUGAACGUUUCUUUGAAGUUAUUGCUAAUUUUUUGGGUGAUUUAAAUGAAGAAUUGAGAAAUCAUUAA